Messenger RNA from Lizanozyma spartinae, 2058 nucleotides. RefSeq names its product mitochondrial 37S ribosomal protein nam9 (gene NAM9). Gene Ontology annotation, molecular function: rRNA binding. The transcript has 2 exons. Gene Ontology annotation, cellular component: mitochondrion. The coding region runs from base 1 to 2058 and encodes 685 amino acids. Lineage: Eukaryota; Fungi; Ascomycota; Pichiomycetes; Serinales; Debaryomycetaceae. The record is from RefSeq and is a predicted model, not a curated record.
AUGCCACGUAGAGCAGAGAAUUCUUUCUCCUUGUUUAAGGGCCGUGUGCGGGCUUCUAUGAACAAGUACAACGUUUUUAACUUGUACAAGAAACCAGAUGUUCGUUAUAAUGGGAAGUCGUUGUACCAACAAAAAUGGUACGCUAAACAAGAAACAAGAGCAUACCAUGGAGAUCAUUUGACUGAAGGUCGUUGGAUGCAAUUAUUCCAAAAGAAAGCUGACUCUGUAGCUCAAUUGGAUGCUUCCUUAAAGGGUACUCGCGAAGAACCAACACCUUAUUCUUUACAAACAUAUGCAGCAUUAGAAAAGAGAUUGGAAUUUGCAGUAUUUAGAGCCAUGUUUGCUUCUUCAGUGCGACAAGCAAGAGAAUUCAUUCGUUCUGGUCAUGUUAAAGUUAACGGAACCGUGGUUAGACAUCCAAGUUUCCCUUUACAAAGCGGAGAUUUAUUCAGUGUUACACCUGAAAAGGUGUUGAUGGCUAUGGGUAGAGCAAAACCAAGCUUGGAUAAGGCCAUUAAAACUGAUGUGGCUCAAGUUGUUGCCUGGAACAGAUUUGUUGCCAACGUCAAGGAAAACCCGCAUGCUAUGUGGGAAUUAGCCCAAGCCAAGCCCAAAGCCUUGAAUAGUGCUAAAUCAAGUACUGAAGAAGAUAGAAAGGCCUCAAUUAGAUCUUUUAACGAAAACGUGGAAAAGCAAAUGCUUCAAGACCAAAAGGCAGUAACAAGAGAAUCCGUUUUAUCUUCCAUUUUAAAAGCUGCUUCCACAGAAACUGAAGAAGAAGCCAUCAUGAAGGCUUUGGAACUGAAAGGUAAGAAAUAUGCUUCCAAGUAUAUUGAUGUCUAUACCAAGCUUAUGGCUGUUGGUCACCCCUUACUCAAAGCAAACUCCAUUGAAGAUUGUAAGAAAUAUAUUUCUACCAAAUCGAACGAAUUUGAAAAUGAAAGUGAAGUUAAACUUGCAGCUUCAAUAAAAAAGAUCUUGAACGAAUUAGUUAGCGACAAAACUGAACAGAUAAGAAUCUCAGCUAAUAGUUCCAAGUUAUCAGAGUCUUCAAAGUUUAUUCCAUUCACGUCUGAUUAUGGUAAAAACUUACAAUUCCAUCAAAAGUUGGAUAAGGAAGCUAUUGCAGAAGACGAAUCCACAGCUAAAGUGAAUUUACCAUGGCAAAAGGGUCUUUUUGGACGUCAAGACCCUUCAAAGCCAUACUUUACUCCUUGGACACCAAGACCUUUUAUUGGGGUAUUUGCUGUGUUACCUCAUCAUAUUGAAGUUUCUUUUGAAACUUGUCAUGCUGUCUACUUGCAAGAUCCUGUUGCUAGACCAGGGCAUUCUGAAGUGAUCUCACCUUUGCCAGAAUCUCUCUACCAAAGAGCUUACAUGUACUACGGCAGAAAGGAGGAAUGGGUAUUGGAAGUAGCCGAGAUACUCAAACAGCAUUACGAAGGCUCUACACUUACGGUAGUUGAUGCAUGCACCGGGACUGGAUGUAUACCAUUACUAUUGGAACAAGAACUUGGAGGAAAUACGCAAGUGCAAACGUUUGGGUUUGAUGCCUCAAGCGACGCACUUAAAGUCGCACUAGAAAAUGUUACUUUGGUCGGUCGACAAUUUGAAAAUUGUACCACGACAAUUUUGCAGGGCGACCUCCUCGACAAAAUGUUAUUACAUUCCAUAAACAUCACUGAUGCUAAUUUAAUCACUGCAAAUCCACCAUAUAUUCCAGAAAAUGAUUAUAAAUUGCCUGUUCUACUUAAUGGGGUAGAGAAAUCAGCCCGAAUGUAUGAACCACGGAUGGCGUUGGUUGGUGACACCGACUUUUAUUCCGCUUUGAUUAAUAAUUUGGUGCGACCUCUGGGGGCUUGUGGGUUUGUUUUCGAAUUGGGCUACGACCAUCAGGCAGAUCAUGUAAAUGAGUAUCUACAAGAGAAAUCUAAGAGAAUAUGGGGAGUUGGCCGACGCUAUGAUUCUGCUGGCAACAUAAGGUGUGUAAUUGGAUGGAAGGUCGGUAGUAACCUUGAAUGUUUAAGCAAAUUAUGUCAAUCUAUUUACGAUAAAUAG